GUGGUUCAGUCAGUUGGGUAUCUGCCUUUGGCUCAGGUCAUGAUCCUGGGGUCCUGGGAUCAAUCCCCAAAUCAGGCUCCCUGCUCAGCAGGGUGUCUGCUUCUCCUUCUCCCUCUGGCCCUCCCCCCGCUCAUGCUCUCAAUCUCUCUCUCUCUGUCUGAAAUAAAUAAAAUCUUAAUAAUAAUAAUAAAGCUCCAACAAAAGCCUUCCCUCUCUAGCCAAAGGACCAGGGGAGGGUAGCCUACCAUGGCAGAACCUGGGAAAUCACCCCUCUGUUCCAGACAAAUCCCACAGAUACACUGUGGCCGCACCCAUACUUGCAAAGGCCAAAGGGUGAGCCUGGAUUUCCACCCUCCCCGGGCUUGCAAUGAGGCACCCCAACAUCCCUGCCAGGGUGGGGUCCCCCUGGGAAGGCUGAGUAGGGGAGCAAGAACUUUCACCCUAGCCAGCUGGUAACCACGGGGGAGCCUGGACUUCCAACCCAGGCAGUCACGAGGCACCGCUUCCCCUCCCCACUGCAGGGCGUCAGGGAGGCCAGGAGGGUCAGGACUGUUGCUCAUUUCAGCACUUGGAGGCUGCGGGGACCCCCCCCCCACACAGUAAGAAGCCCCCUGCAGAUGUCAACAGAAGCUGAAGGGGGUGCUCAAACUUGUACCUCCACCUGGCAACACGUUUCUUUCCUCAAUAGAGUGGUGUCAAAAAAUGCCAGCUAAAACAGACUCUCAUAGGGAUGCCUGGGGGGCUCAACGGUGGAACAUCUGCCUUCCACUCAGGGUGUGAUCCUGGGAUUGAGUCCUGCAUUGGGAUCCAUGCAGGGAGCCUGCUUCUCCCUCUGCCUGUGUCUCUGCCUCUCUCUCUACAUCUCUCAUGAAUAAAUAAAUAAAAUCUUUAAAAAAAGCCCACCAGGGAUCCCUGGGUGGCGCAGUGGUUUAGCGCCUGCCUUUGGCCCAGGGCGCGAUCCUGGAGACCCGGGAUUGAAUUCCACGUCGGGCUCCCGGUGCAUGGAGCCUGCUUCUCCCUCUGCCUGUGUCUCUGCCUCUCUCUCUCUCUCUCUCUCUCUCUCUCUCUCUCUAUCAUAAAUAAACAAAAAAAAUAAAAAUAAAAAAUAAAAAAAUAAAAAAAACCCACCAGACUCCUGUAAAAUAAUACAAUAGUGGCCAUGUUUCCACACACACACAAAAAAGAAUCAUUCAUCAUACCAAGAACUGCAAAGAGCUCGGAAUGAAUGACAAGGGUAACCAACAGCUCGUCCAAAGGACAGAGGUUCAGUGAGGACGCCUGGGUAAUUAUUUUAAGGCAGCCAUGAUAAUAAUGCUUUAACAAGGAAUUACGGGUAUGCAUGAAACCCAUGCAGACUCAAUGUCAGCAAGGGCGCAAAGGAUCUAAGGAAGCACUGAAGGGAGAGUGUAAAGCUGAAAGGACGGCUGAAAUGAAAGCUCAGGGAGCGAGCCAUGCAACACAAUGGAGACAACAGAGAAAAGAACCAGUGAGCCGGAAGAUACAAGUACAGAAAUCACCCAUUCCGAACAACAGACAGAAAACAGGCUUAAGGGGGGCAGGGGUUGAUGGCGCCAGGGUGGCUCAGUGAGUUAAGCAUCCGACUCUUGAUUUCAGCUGAGGUCAGGAUCUCAGGGUCCUGGGAUUGAGCCCUGCAGUGGGCUCCGCACAGUGGGGAGUCUGCUGGAGAGUCUCUCUCUACCCUUCCCCAUGCUCAUGCAUGCUCACGCUCUUUCAAAUAAAUAAAUCUUAAAAAAAAAAAUAACCCAAAAAUAAACUCCCCCAUAUAAACACACAACAACCCAGAAAUAUGACCCAGAUAUCACAGUCCUAGGCAUUUCCCUGGGAAAAUGGAGACUGGUGUUCACAGAAACGUCUGUACGCUAAUGUUUAUGGCAGAUUUAUUUAUAACGGCCAACAACUGGAAUCAGCCUGGAUGGCCUUCACUUGGUGAAUGGUUAAACCAUGCUACAUCCACACGGUGGAACACCGCCCAGCAAUAAAAAUAAAUGAGCUACCUGUGCACCCUACAAACUAUGAAACUGCACAGAAGUGUGCAAAGCGAAAAAAGCCAACUCAGAAAAGUCCUAUACUGUGUGAUCAUGCAUAGGUGACCUUCUCGGCAUGACAAGACAGCAGAAAUGAACAGAGCGGUGGUUGUCGGGGGUAGGAAAGGAGCGUGGGUCUAAAGGAGCCACAUAAGGGAUCCUUACGGGGAGCACAGAGUCAGUAUCCAGGUUGUGAUAUUGCGUGGUAGGUUUGCAAGAUGUUACUAAUGGGGGGAACUGGAUAAAGGGUACCAGGGUCUCUGUCUUAUUUCUUACAACUGCAUGUGGGUCUGUAAUGAUCUCAAAAAAACCUUAAUGUUUAAAAAUCCACCCGAAAUUUUAAAAAUACCUUUGCAAACAACUCCACUUAAAAAGAGAGAGAAAUGAGAGUGCCUCUGCCUAUGUUUCUGCCUCUCUCUGUGUGUCUCUCAUGAAUAAAUAAAAUCUUUUUUAAAAAUUGAGUGGAUUUUGAGUAGACCACCAACUAAUGUCUCCUGUACGAACUCUUUGAAAAGGAACCACAGCAAACGGACUGAAUUGGGCUCUUUGGAUGAGAUCAAUUCUGCCUAAUUUAAUGCAACAGAGACUUGCUGGAAAGAUAUUGGACUCACUGGGUACAAAUGAACAUGGACAACCCAGGACUGCUCAGGAAUCAGGUGGCUCUGGUGGCCUUUGUAGGAGGAACCACUCUAUGGCUUUUCCUGAGCACUUUCUCAAAGUGAAUGCUGUCCAGGUCUAUUUUCUCCUUUCUUGUCAACACAUUCACCAUUUGAAAUCCUAGGCCAAGAAUAGUUGCCCGUGAUUAGGUUACACCCCUGGGCUAAACUCAGGCCAUGACAGGAAGGAUCCGACGGAAGGAACUUCCAGAGACAUUUGGGUCUCCGAAGUGAGAGGGCAGCGUGCCUACUUCUUGACUCCUAUCAAAUCUGUACUUGUCUGAGGAAGGGAACCGGGGUCCCCUUAUCUGAGAGGAAUGGAUGCUGGAUUUUUUUUAGUUCAUAUAUUAUCCUUAGAUAUUACAUGAUAAUACAUGUGAAAUAGCACAAAGCAGUACUCAGGUGAAAAGUGUGAAUUAAAAGUGGAUUUACCUGAAAAGCAAGAAAGAUUGAAGUGAACUAAGAUUUCAAGUCAAGAAGGUAGGAAGAGGGGUACCUGGGUGGCUCAGUAGAUAAAGCGUCUGCCUUUGGGCUCAGGGCAUGACCCCAGGGUCCUGGGAUCGAGUCCCGCAUUGGGCUCCCUGCUCAGCAGGGAGUCUGCUUCUCCCUCUGCCUCUCCCCCUCCUCCCUCUCCCGCUCAUUAUCUCUCUCUCUCUCAAAUGAAUAAGUCUUUAAAAUUUUUUUUUAAAGAUAGGAAGAGAACAUGAAAAUAAACUCAAAGCAUGAAGUUAUUAAAAGUGGAAGCAGACAUUCACCAUCAAAGAGGAAAAAAAAACCCAGCAAUUGAUUAGUAAAACUAAUAAAUCUGCUUCUUUGACGAAUCCAAUAAAAUAGACAAUCUUUGGCAAGUCCAAUGAAAACAGGAGAGACUAGGGAGAAAAAGAGAGAAAGACAAAGAGUGAGAUACAAACAAACAUUAGUGUUAUACUUCCAGAUAUGGAGAUUUAAAUAAAUGAUAGAAGUGUUAAAGUGUUCAAACCUGCAAAAAUAAAUUUGAAUAGCCACACGAGAUAGAUAUUUUAUGGGGAGCUGUCAAUUACCAAAAUUGACUCAAGGAACCUCUCAACAGACCUGAAAUUAUAGUAGAAACAGGAAAGAUAUUCCAGAAGCUAAAUUCCAAAUGGCAUCUAGUCCAGAUAGUUUUAUAGGUGAUUUCCACCAACCCUGCAUGGAAUGGAAAAUUCCUGUGAUCUCAAACUUUUCUAGAGAAUAUAAAAUUUUCCAACUUGACUUAUGAGGCCUGUACAACUCUGAUAACAAAAUAAAACACACAGAAAAAGACCAUGUCCCUCAGAAGAAAUCUGCGGGCCACUUCUACUUUCUUAGAGAUAAAAAGUUCUACAUACAAUGUGAGCAAACCAAUCUAGAAUCAUAUUAAAAGAAUUCAUAACAGUCAAGUAGGGUUAACCCCAAGCAUUCAAAGAUGUGAAAUUAGAACAAAAGUUCAGCGCAUGAACAUAGGGAGAGAGUAAAACAUAGGAUCGUUUCAGUGGGUUCCAAAGCAUGUCUUUUCCAUGUCUGCAAAGGCCUUCGGUUUAGGAAUGUUUGAAGAAGCCUCCUAUUACAGAAGCUGAAACCGCCGGACCUGUUCUCCCACACUCCUUGGCAGCUAGGUCACAGGCCGAUGAUCAAACCGACACACCCAGAAUUGGAAUUGGGAGCUGGUAGCCCAAGGGAGCAGAGGCGGUGCAGGAUUGUGUCUGUGUGCGGGGCGGUUGUGGUUAACACUGGGUCUCCAGCUCAGCAGCUGGGGCUGUGCAAGACCAGUGGGACCUGGUGUCGGAGCAGGAGCAGAGCUUGGUUCACCACACUGGUUCUGCAGUCUGGGUCUGCUCUGGGUAGCUCCAGGUCUGGUUCUCCAGCCCUUACUGGGAAGUGUGUGGAGCGGCCAAUGUACAUCCAGCAAAUCCCUUUUCAUCCUCAAUUAGCCGGAACAUUUUCUGUUGCUCACGACUAAAAACUGUGAUACGAAUACAGCAAUCGUCAACAGCUCCAGGGGCCCCACUCCACAUCACUCUCUGCAACUUCUCCCCACACUUCUUGCAGCUUGAUUCCUCAUUCCCCCCACCCCCCAUGCUUCCAAGUACUUUUUGCCGUGGGCAUAUCACAUAUUACAUAAAUAUAAAUGGCAAAUCUAUGGAUUAACUGCCUCUGGCCGAAGUGUUAAUGGUGGUGAGGUGAGCAGACGGGGCAGACUGGUGUGGCUGUGUGACGCCCUGCUGGGACGUUAGUCAUUUGAAGGGCCAGUGGACCAACAGUCAUGGUGACAGGCUGUCUGAAAUAGGCACCCAACUUGUCAGUCUUGGGAAGUUUGGUUUCAAAGUAAUCUCUACACCCAACGUGGGGCUUGAAUUCAUGCCCCAAGAUCAAGAGUCAUGCAUUCCACACUCCACCAACUGAGCCAGCCAGGCGCCCCAAGUCUUGGGAAGUCUUAAAAGCCUCUCCGACAAGGAAGAAAUUUGUGGGCUGGGACUUUCCAGAUAAGUAAGGACUGCGUAUAAGGGGAUAAGGGGGUGAGAAGACAGACCAGGCAGAAGAGAGUAUGAUCUAAAAUGAAAGGUGGUGCGGUAAGAGACAGGGCUGGACAGGUAGGAAAGGAACAGACCAUGCAGGACCCUGCAGGCCACGUAAGGGAUCUCAGAGCUGUCAGGAGCCACUGAUGAGUUCUAAGCAGUAGAAGGAUACGAACAGAUCUGUGGUUCUAGAAGACCACUCCCACAUUUAAUGGGGAGAUGGGAGGUUGCAGAGUUAGGAGACCGGCCGGGAAGCUGUGGUGGGGAGGCCCUAGAGAACUGGUGUCCUGGACUGGGAAUGGUGGCAGCAGGGAUGGAAAGAAGUGGAUUCUGGAGAGAUUAGGAGGUAAAAUCAGCAGGACUUGGCAACAGGUUGGAUGGGGGAUGAAGGAUGUUAAGGAUGUUAAGGAUGGCAGUCAUGGAUAGGGAUUGUUUGCACUGACUGAGCGGCUGGAUGGGUGGAUGACACAGGAGGGUUAGCUAUUUGGAGAGAUGACGAGCUUAGCUUUAGACAUAUUGUCUUAAUGCCUGUGGAACACACAAGGAAUCCAAAGGGCAGGGGACCCAGCUGUUCGGGUGUCUGGAGAGGGGUCUGGCCUAGAGGUAGAUUUGAGUCUCUGGGGUGCGUGGAUGGUGGUUGAAAGAUGGAAACAAAUGAGGAUCACGUUGGGUUUUGUGUAGCACAAAAGAAAGGAGAGGGCCAGAGACCAAACUCUGGGGGCAGGCUUGCUUUUCACGAAGGGCAGAGGAAGAGGAAUCAACAAACACUGAGAAAUAACCAGCCAGAGAAGUAAGAAGAAAAUAAGGGGCACAGGGCCCAAGGUGGGAGAGGCCACAGGUAUGCGUGCUGCACAAAACAAGCGAAGUUAUAAUGGAGAUGAGUCCAGUGGAUGCCGGCGGCAGGGGGGGUGCGGGGAGAACCAGUGAUCUUGGCACGAAUGCAGCCAGUGGGUUGGAGGGAACCACGGCAGAGAGGGCAAAGGGCAAAGAGGGGUGAGGGUUAAAACUGGCAACUGUGAAGGGGAAGCAAGUGGCAGCCAGAGAAGCUGAGAAGCUGGGACCGGUGGUGGUCGGAGUCUACUCCCGAUCUGCCCUGUGCAGCCGGACAGCAGGACAAGAGCCACAGGGAGGGCUGGGGGCAGCAGUGAAUGGAGGCGAUAAGGGCCUGUGUCCGGCAGGGACGCUACUCCCGGGUCACAGGAGUCCCUAUCAGGCUGGCAUUUCCUCCCCAUCCCCGUUCCCUUCCUGCCCCUGACCAGGCCCUCCCUGGAGCUGGAGGAGAGGACAGUCACACCCUGCGGGAAGCUCUGCACCCUCAGAGGUCUCUCUGUUUGCCGGUAAGCAGAGGUGGGGCAGGGGGGGUGGUGCCAGCACACAGGCAGUGGCGCUGGCCACCAAGGCUGGAAGGCGGGGGGUCAGUGUGGGCAAGGGCUAGCAGCCAGGACCCACAAGGUGCCCACUCAAGCUCCCCCCCCCCCCCAGGUCCUCAUGCAUCUGCUCCUGUGGUUGCUUCUGCUGGCCCGCCUCUGCCGCCCUCAGUUCAUCUGCGAGGUCUCCAAGGUGACCAGCCAGGUGGAGGUGAACUGUGACAACAAGGGGCUGAAGGCACUGCCCCCGGGCCUGCCAGGGGACACGGCCAUCCUUCAUCUGGCCGAGAACCCCCUGGGUGCCUUCUCCACGGCCCCGCUGGGACCUCUGACCCGGCUGGCCCAGCUGCACCUGCGUCAAAGCCAGCUGACCCAGCUGCAGGUAGAUGGGAUGCUGCCGCGGCUGGAGACCCUGGACGUGUCCCACAACAGGCUGAAAAGCCUGCCGUCGCUGGGACAGGCCCUGCCAGCACUCACUACCCUGGACGCGUCCUUCAAUGAGCUGGUGGCACUGUCCCCUGGCACACUCGAUGGCCUGAGCCACCUCCAUGAGCUCUACCUGCGCGGCAACAAGCUGAAGACACUACCCCCGAGGCUCCUAGCGCCCACGGCCCAGCUGAGGAAGCUCAAUCUGGCCGACAACAGGUUGAUUGAGCUGCCCCCGGGGUUCCUGGAGGGGCUCGGGGAACUGGACACCCUCUACCUCCAAGGGAACUGGCUGCGCACCGUACCUAAAGGCUUCUUUGGGGACCUCCUCCUGCCGUUCACUUUCCUCCAUGGCAACCCCUGGUCUUGUGACUGUGAGAUCCUCUACUUGGCUCGCUGGCUGCGGGACAACAGCAAUAACGUCUACUUGUGGAAGGAGGGUGUGGAAGCCAAAGCCACGACGCCUAACGUGGACAGCGUGCGAUGUGUCAACUGGAAAAAUGUGCCCGUGCGCACCUACCAGGGGAAGGACUGCCCCAGACCCGUGGAUGGGGAUGACAUGGACUACGACGACUAUGACGACGAGGACGAGGACCUCCUGGGGGUUGAGGCGCCUGCCACAUGGGCUGUGGUCAGCUUCUCUACCCACACCAAAGCCCACACAACCCACUGGGGCCUGCUCUACCCAACAUUUGCUUAUCCAGACCACCAAAUGGCCUACUUGUCUUCCACCCUGGAGUUCACUGAGAAACAGACCAUGUUCCCGAGUACCCUGGGGCCCAUUAUGCCCACCACCACCCCGGAGCCCACCACAACCCCAACCACCCCAGAGCCCACCACACCCCCUACCACCCUGGAGCCCACCACAACCCCAACCACCCCAGAGCCCACCACAACCCCCACCACCCUGGAGCCCACCACAACCCCAAUCACCCCAGAGCCCACCAUGCCCCCCACCACCCUGGAGCCCACCACAACCUCAACCACUCUGGAGCCCACCACACCCUCCACAACCCCCACCACCCCGGAGCCCGCCACAACCCCCACCACCCCGGAGCCCGCCACAACCCCCACCACCCCAGAGCCCGCCACAACCCCCACCACCCCGGAGCCCACCACAACCCCAACCAUCCGGGAGCUCCCAAUGCCCCCAACCACCCCAGAGGCCACCAUGCCUCCCACCACCUUGGAGCCCACCACAACUCCAACCAGCCCCACCACAACCCUAACUCUCUCCGAAUCAACCACCUUCUUAGGCAUCCCAGAAUUAACCUCACCUUGUACUACUUCAGAAUACCCAAUAGUCCCCUCCCUUGUCCACCUCCCAGAGGCCCAUGAGGUGGCUCGAGGAACUUCAGAUAGCUCCAGAAACCAUCCUUUGCUCAACCCUGACCUCUGCUGCCUCUUCCCCCUGGGCUUCUAUAUUUUGGGUCUCCUCUGGCUUCUGUUUGCCUCUGUGGUCCUCAUCCUGCUGCUGACCUGGGCCCAGCACGUGAAGCCCCAAGCCCUGGCCAUGGCCACACACACCACCCAUCUGGAGCUGCAGUGGGGAAAGCAGGUGACUGUGCCCUGGGCCUGGCUGCUCUUUCUUCAAGGGUCAUUCCCCACUUUCCGCUCCAGCCUCUUCCUGUGGGUCCGAGCUAACAGCCACGUGGGGCCUCUGAUGGCAGGACGGCGGCCCUCUGCCCUGAGCCUGGGUCGUGGGCAGGACCUGCUAGGUACGGUGGGCGUUAGGUACUCCAGCCACAGCCUCUGAGGCGACGGUGGGCAGUUUGGGGACCUUGAGAGGCUGUGAUGGGCCCUCCUAUCAGGAUCUUGCUGGGGGUGGGUGGGCAGGGAGCACAGGAUUGGGGGGAGGC
This is a messenger RNA of Nyctereutes procyonoides (raccoon dog), 8866 nucleotides long. It is a transcript of the gene GP1BA, whose product is annotated as glycoprotein Ib platelet subunit alpha. The coding region runs from base 6703 to 8763 and encodes 686 amino acids. NCBI's taxonomy places the organism in Eukaryota, Metazoa, Chordata, Mammalia, Carnivora, Canidae. Gene Ontology annotation, molecular function: protein binding. The record is from RefSeq and is a predicted model, not a curated record. The transcript has a single exon.